Molecule: messenger RNA, 2565 nt
Organism: Venustampulla echinocandica
Lineage: Eukaryota; Fungi; Ascomycota; Leotiomycetes; Helotiales; Pleuroascaceae
Product: Zn2 DNA-binding protein
Exons: 5
Coding region: 1-2565 (854 amino acids)
Biological process (GO): regulation of DNA-templated transcription; DNA-templated transcription
Cellular component (GO): nucleus
Molecular function (GO): zinc ion binding; DNA-binding transcription factor activity, RNA polymerase II-specific; DNA binding
Source: RefSeq, a predicted model, not a curated record
AUGACGCCAACACCGCCCUCUACCACAUCUUCGAAUUCCGGAGGCUUCUCUCCAGAUGCCAACUUCCGAGUUGUACGGAAGAGGAACAGGGUCCCGUUGUCAUGCGGGCCGUGUAGACACAGGAAGUUGAAGUGUAAUCGGUCGAAUCCAUGCGAGAACUGCAUUAGGAGAGGUGACGCAUCCUCUUGCUCGUAUGCUGCGCCUAGUAGGCGCAAGAAGAACCAAAGUCAAGGAGCAACCAGCCCUGAUGAUAUGCAAAACCGUAUUGACCGUUUAGAAGGCUUAGUCCUAUCGUUGAUGACCAAUGGUGCCCAGUCUGCUGGCCCAACGGCGGCAGCUGCUGCUAUUUCUCGUUCGCAAAGUGACAGUGCUGGCUCGUCUGCUUAUCCCCUUGAGUUGGACCACGAUGAGGAUGACAUGAUUAAGGAAGAAGACGAAGGUGAAGGUAGCGAGGUCGAAGGUGUAACUAACUCUUUGGGUCAUCUAAAGGUUGAUGUAGAUAAAGGCAAGUCGAUGUACGUGGGAGAUUCGCAUUGGCAUUCGGUGCUUGCAGAUAUUGCCGAAGUCAAGAACUACUUUGAAUUGCAUAAGAAAGAUUUCCAAAGGAAUUAUGAGAAGAUCCGACAAUCGAAACCUAGCAGCGCCGUUGAUGGCCCAGCAUUUUUGUUCAAUUCGCAUGGCCCCGUCACAGACACAGAACUGCGAGAGGAAGUGCCUACGAAAUCAGCCGUGGAUAAGCUGGUGACUCGAUACUUCAACUCGUAUGAUCCUGCCGUACACAUCCUUCAUUCUCCAACUUUUCACAAACAACUCCACAAUCACUGGCAGGAUCCGACGAAAACAUCAAUAGUCUGGCUAGGGCUCCUUUAUUCUAUCCUCUGCCUUGCCAUGCAAUCUUACAACAAGAUUGGAGACGAGCCACUUGAAUGGAAAGGUCGUACUCUGGAAUUAGCUGCAGAAUAUCGCUUGCGAACUGUGCAAUGCCUUGUCAAUUCGGAAUAUACAAAAUCUUCUAUAUACACGGUUGAGACACUCAUCCUUUAUGUCCACGGAGAAUAUCAAAGCCGCUGGGAUGCAGAAGUUGGUAUUUGGGUCAUAGUGGGGAUGAUUGUGAGGCUGUCAAUGAGAAUGGGUUACCACCGUGAUCCAAGCAAUUAUCCGGGGAUCACCCCUUAUCAAGGCGAGAUGAGGCGACGGGUAUGGACAUUUGUGCGACAGAUAGACACAAUGUUUUCAUUCCAGCUGGCCUUGCCCAGUAUGAUUAGGAAUAGCGAUUGCGACAGCGCUCUACCCCGGAAUAUUUUCGAAGAUGAAUUUGGUCCAGAUUCAAAGGUUCUGCCGCCUGCAAGACCCUUCUCCGAGCCUACCCCAAUAUCAUAUAUGAUAACGAAGGCUCAUAUCUCUUACGAGUUUGGCGCAAUACUGGAGGAGAUAAAUGCUGUCAAUGCUAAAUCUGUCACCUAUGAUGAGAUACUGAAGCGCGACAACCGAUUACGGGAUUUGAGAAACAAUAUGCCACCACAUCUCCGCCUCCGUCCUUUGGAAGAAUGUAUGCAUGACCCCGCCACGCUGCUGAUGCAACGUUUCAAUGUCGAUAUCUUCUGGCAAAAGACUAUGUGCGUCCUUCAUCGCAAAUACAUCGCUCGAGCUCGACAAAAUCCUCGCUAUUCCCACUCACGUCGCGCAUGUGUUGAUGCCUCGAUGGAAAUCCUUCGCCAUCAAGCGAAACUCCAUCGGGAAUCUCAACCUGGUGGUCGCAUGCGUGCCAUGAAAUGGUUCAUUUCAUCACUUACAAAACAUGACUAUCUGCUUGGAGCGAUGAUCGUGUGUCUUGACCUGCACUAUGAUCAAGUCUCGGAGUCUUUAGCCGAGCGCCCCCCAAAUUAUAACCCAUGUUUUUGGACUUCUGCUCAGCGUACUGAGAUGCUCAAGACUCUUGAGGCGUCCCAGAUAAUCUGGAAGGAAUCUGCCGAGACGUCCAUGGAAGCUUACAAGGCAUCAAACAUCCUGAGAGUAAUGCUGGAAAAGCUGAAUUCUCCUAAGACUCAGGCCCCGGAGGGCCCCACUACCGCUGAAGUUUUCGCGCAAUUCGACGAGGACAGCUUGAAGCCUGAGCAUUCAGCGGCGAUGACGCUGGGAAUGCUAUCGGGCGGGUUGACACCCAAUUCUGCUGCCUUAUUUAGUUCUAUGGCUCAGUCCCCUGGCGGCACAAGAUUCGCUAAUAUGGAUACAAAUAUGGCUGAGCCCUUGGUAAGCACGGGACUCACGCCGUCAAAUUUCCAAACGGAGAAUACAAAUCCAUUUGCUUCGAUGAAUAGCGUUGCAUCACCUUUUUCAGUCUUUAAUAACGCGGCAAGCGGCACGGGAAUGAUGGAUGUGCCGGCGAAUCUAGACUGGGAUGCAUGGGAUUCAUAUAUACAGAACGGGAACUCAGUCGACCCAGCAUUCCAAUUCUACCCUACCUCAAUCGAUCAGCAGCAGUUAAGUCCGGAUGGGCAGCAACCCGAUCCGUCCUCGACAUUCGGCAAUAGUGUCUUUAUGGGGGCGAAUACACCGGGUCGAUGA